AUGACUAUCGCUAAUAAAGCCCUUGCAGCAUAUAGAAACGGUUUAAGAGCAUCAAGAAUUGCCUUCGGUAAUGAUACUCGUGCUUUACUUGCUUCUAGAAAGCUUAUGAAGGAUGGUAUGAGGUCUCCUCCAAACCCGGAAGCUACUCCAGAAGAGCAAAUCCAGUAUAUGAAUGAUGUUGCAAAGAUACUUCGGAAUAAUGUGGUCCAGGGAGAACGAAAAGAUGGGACCGAUGUAUUUGAGUUAAAUAUUCACAAAGAUAUUGAACUAGGCGACAAUAAUUCGAUUAAGAAGCCAAAAAGUACCCUCACUGCUGGUGCAGUAAGCGGAGGAUGCUGUGGUGGUAAGGUUGGACGUUAA
This is a messenger RNA of Eremothecium sinecaudum, 360 nucleotides long. RefSeq names its product Mzm1p (gene MZM1). The record is from RefSeq and is a predicted model, not a curated record. Gene Ontology annotation, biological process: mitochondrial respiratory chain complex III assembly. NCBI's taxonomy places the organism in Eukaryota, Fungi, Ascomycota, Saccharomycetes, Saccharomycetales, Saccharomycetaceae. Bases 1 to 360 code for a protein of 119 amino acids. The transcript has a single exon.